Messenger RNA from Vicia villosa (hairy vetch), 803 nucleotides. RefSeq lists its product as uncharacterized. The record is from RefSeq and is a predicted model, not a curated record. NCBI's taxonomy places the organism in Eukaryota, Viridiplantae, Streptophyta, Magnoliopsida, Fabales, Fabaceae. The transcript has 5 exons. Gene Ontology annotation, molecular function: protein binding. Bases 156 to 464 code for a protein of 102 amino acids.
ACAACAAUCCUAUUCCUAUCUCUCUCGCAACCUUAUUUUCGAAUUUAAAUUCCAUUUUCACUGAUUUCUACUCCUCUCCCUCUCAAAAUCUCUAAACCAAUUCAUCAAUUGUAGAUUGCAGAACUUUCAAUUUCGUUUCUCCUGAACCACAGCAAAUGGAUAUGUACAUUCGCGUUAAGCGUGGCAAGACAACGUAUUUCAUCCGGUGCAAGCCAUCUGAUAAAGUUCUUGACAUAAAGCAGAAGUUACAAGAACUCAUCGAUCAACCAGCUAAUGAUCAACGAUUAAGUCUUCCUGAUACAGGGGAAAUAUUAGAGGAUUCUAAGACUCUGGCUGAUCAAAAGAUUGAAACUGAUGCUGUUGUUGCAUUGACCUUGAGGAAAGAUGAUAAUGAGUUUGAGGAGGUCAACAUUGUUCGACCAAAUGAUUUCUAUCAGUCAAAUGCAGAGGGUGCCAGUUGGUAAUUGGUGACUUGGUGAAUUCCAUAAUGACUAGAAACGACAUUUUCAAAUGAUUGAUAAUUUGUAGAGAUAAAUGAUGAACUUGUUUACAUUACACCGAAACUUUGCCUUAGGUAAAUAUGGCACUCUCUUACUGCAAGGGUUCUAUAAUGGUGAAUCAAAUUUGUGGUUAAACCUAUGUGAUGCAAUAGGACUUAUAAUAGGCUCAGUUCAUCUAGAAGACACAAGCCAUUUACAUAGUAUUGAGGGAGUUAAAGUUUGAGUUUUCUUAAAAAAUUCAAUACAUGGUUUUUUUACUCUGGUUAUUUUAUUGAGCUUUCUACAUUAUUGUUUGCAUGUUUA